CUAACUCUAUUGGUUUUUAUAGUCAUUGGUCCGGAUUUAUAUGAGAACAUACCUCCAUCAAGAUCUCGACCAUCAGUCUAUGGCGGUCACACAGUCUCUGUAGCAAUUAAAGCAGCACUGCUGACAUUGAGCCAAGAGUCUGCAUCUGAUAAAGUUAUCAAUUCAGUCCAAUCUUCAUUUGUAAGACCAGUUAGACCACUAACUAGUGUCACGUAUAAGGUGUACAAUAAGAAGGAUGGUGCCCUAUUCUCUCAUCGCAGUGUAUCAGCAGUACAAGAAGGGAAAUUAGUUUUUACUUGUUUAGUGUCAUUCAAAUCAGCCACUGGAGACAGUCAAACUGGAAAGCUGAUUUACAAUAAUCAAGAAAAGCCAUCAAUUCCUGGACCAGAUCAUCCUGAUUAUAUCUUGAGUAAAAAUCAUGAGUCGUAUCCUAUCAUUGUCAAGUUAUUAUGGCCACAUAAAAACGAAGCAGGUCUACCUACUUUACCAACUUUACCAAAGGUACCAAGGAGCUGCGCGUGGAUUAAACCAAAGAAGGCUGUCACAUCUCAAGAUCAAAAUGACAACAGAAUUUGGAUAUUAUACGAAUCAGAUACAAUAUUAUCGUCACAAAUCCUCCCACAAUUCCCGGACGUUAAAUUCACAUUCUAUACAUCACUGGAUCACAGUGUAUGGUUCAGUGACUCUCCUUACAAGAUUGACGCUAAUGAUUGGUAUCUUUACGACGCCUGUUGCUUAUCCUCUAAUUCUCAUACAAGUCUUAACACAUUGAGAGUAUAUAGUAAGGAUGGUGAAUUGGUAGCUACUGCAGUCCAGCAAGCAUAUAUACAAACAGCUACAGCUAAACUAUAGAAUUAGCCAGGCGAAUUUAAACAUUGAGGGGGGCGAGCAUGACAUUUUUUGAAAUUUCAAUGAUAAAACUUGCUGCAGUGAUAGUGCUUAUUGUAGAAUCAUUAUUGCUUUGCUUUGCUUAAAAUCAUUAUUAUUGUCAAUAAAAUCAUUAUUAUUAUUAUUAUUGUUAAAUAACAAUUUGGUAUAUGAAAGUAAAAA
Amphimedon queenslandica is the source of this 1050-nucleotide messenger RNA. RefSeq names its product acyl-CoA thioesterase 2-like. Gene Ontology annotation, biological process: fatty acid catabolic process; acyl-CoA metabolic process. The transcript has 3 exons. The annotation marks the transcript as partial. Gene Ontology annotation, cellular component: peroxisomal matrix. Gene Ontology annotation, molecular function: fatty acyl-CoA hydrolase activity. NCBI's taxonomy places the organism in Eukaryota, Metazoa, Porifera, Demospongiae, Haplosclerida, Niphatidae. The record is from RefSeq and is a predicted model, not a curated record.